Molecule: messenger RNA, 652 nt
Organism: Chrysoperla carnea
Lineage: Eukaryota; Metazoa; Arthropoda; Insecta; Neuroptera; Chrysopidae
Gene: Ankrd49
Product: ankyrin repeat domain-containing protein 49
Exons: 4
Coding region: 92-652 (186 amino acids)
Molecular function (GO): protein binding
Source: RefSeq, a predicted model, not a curated record
UCUGAAUGUCAAAUUUGAAAACAUUUUAAAAAUAAUAACAAUAAUCUGGCUCUCUGGUUGUUGUUGUAUAAUAAAUAUUUUUAAAUAGAAAAUGCAAGUCAGUGGUUGGGAUGCCGAAGAUGGUGAUAUUGAAGAGGAAAAAAAUCCACACAAAUCGCCAGUUACAGAAAUAUUAUGGGCUGCUGAAAAUGAUGAACUUGAUACAUUGAGAACUUUGUUACAAAAAGAUAGAACUUUGGUUAAUGUACGUGAUAAAGAUGGAUAUACACCCCUUCACAGAGCUUGUUACAGUGGCAAUUUGAAAGCUAUCGAUAUAUUAUUGGAAUAUGGAGCCGAUAUUGCUGCACAAACAGAUAUGGGUUGGCAACCUUUACAUUCCGCGUGUAAAUGGAACCAUGCAGAAUGUGCACUCAGAUUAUUACAACAUGGGGCUGAUGUAAAUGCAAAAAGUGAAGGAGGACAAACACCAUUGCAUAUUGCUGGAACACACAGUCAUUGUAAAGAAAUAUUGCAGGUUUUAUUGCUUCAUCCUGAUAUACAACCCGAUGUUCUCAACGUCAGCAAAGAAUCACCACGUCAAAUUGCUACACGUUGCUGUAAAUUUUAUCCCUUAUUUGAUUUAAUUGAACCAUGUAUUUAUCAAAUUGAAUAA